AUGGUUAAUGCAGAGGAGCGGCUCGGGCAGGCGCGGCCCUUGGUGCAGGAAAUUGGAAUCUCCAAAGAAGAGGCACUGGAAGCAUUACAGGUUGUGAGGCAGGAAUGUCACGGGGAUGCAGCAAGGACUGCUGGGGGAUCAGGUGCCACCAGAAAGUGCACAGCACUGGAACUUCUGGAAGAAGAGCAAGCCCAGGGCUUCAUCAUCACCUUUUGUUCAGCACUAGACAAUAUUCUGGGAGGUGGUGUGCAGCUAACAAAAAUCACCGAGAUCUGUGGAGCGCCUGGUGUUGGGAAAACACAGCUAUGUAUGCAGUUGGCAGUAGACGUACAGAUCCCAGAAUGCUUUGGGGGCGUAGCCGGAGAAGCUGUGUUCAUUGAUACUGAAGGAAGUUUUAUGGUAGACAGAGUAGUGGAUAUUGCAACUGCCUGCGUGCAGCAUUGCCAGCUUAUUGCUGAAGCUCAUCGAGAAGAAGAUCAUCUAAAAGCUUUGGAGACUUUCACUCUUGAAAGUAUCCUUUCUCACAUAUAUUACUUCCGUUGCCGUGACUACAUAGAGCUUCUUGCACAGGUCUACCUCCUCCCAGACUUUCUUUCAGAGCAUUCAAAGGUCCGACUGGUGGUAGUUGAUGGAAUUGCAUUUCCUUUUCGCCAUGACUUUGAGGACCUCUCACUUCGAACAAGGCUUUUGAAUGGUCUGGCCCAACAGCUGAUCAUCAUCGCAAAUGAUCAUAAAUCAGCGGUAAUUCUGACAAACCAAAUGACAACAAGGAUUGGACAAAGCCAGUCCACAUUGGUACCUGCUUUAGGAGAAAGCUGGGGACAUGCUGCCACUGUCCGUUUAAUCUUUCACUGGGACAACAGUCAGAGGUUGGCAACAUUGUACAAAUCACCGAGUCAGAAGGAGUCAACCAUACCAUAUCACAUUACAUCUCAUGGCUUCCGAGAUGUGCAGCCUCCAGCUGUCACUCAAAAUGCAGAAGAUACUGAAAUGAACCCUCGCAAACGGCCACGGAGAGAAGAGGAAAACAGGAGGCGAGGCCGGGCCGAGCCGCCCCCAGCCCCGGCCCCGCUUACCCGCCGUCCCCGACCUGGCAACGAGCGGGAGCCCGCGGAGGCGACACCGGCGCCGGAAACGAUGAGCGCAGGGAAAUCCUGA
This is a messenger RNA of Nipponia nippon (crested ibis), 1158 nucleotides long. The record is from RefSeq and is a predicted model, not a curated record. Lineage: Eukaryota; Metazoa; Chordata; Aves; Pelecaniformes; Threskiornithidae.